AUCUGGCCCAGCUAAUGCCGCGGCCGCCCUUCAUCUGCUUCAGUUUGUCCCGAAGUCUAAACAGUGUUGUGCUCUCUGAGGAGAUAUACAAACAAAAACGCGGUUCAGGAGCAGGACUGACGAAAAGGGUCCAAUAUGAACUCCCACUGCCCUUCGCUUUCUUUAGCAUUUCUAGCCACUUGUUUACUACUUGGUACUCUUGGCACGGCGAGGGGUGAUUACUGCGAGGUGAACGUCUGCCUCAACGGGGGCACCUGCGUCACGGGCGUCGGCGACGCCCCCUUCAUCUGCAUCUGCGCCGACGGCUUCACGGGGGACACCUGCAACGCUACGGAGAGCGGUCCCUGCAGCCCGAACCCCUGCAAGAACGAGGCCGUCUGCGAGGUCACUGCCACCUUGCCGCGCGGCGACGUCUUCAGCGAGUACGUCUGCAAGUGCCAGCCCGGCUUCGACGGUGUCCACUGCCAGAACAAUGUGAAUGACUGCGCGUCACAGCCCUGUCAGAAUGGAGGCACCUGUUAUGACCUUGAGGGGGAUUAUAACUGCAGAUGUCCCUCGCCCUAUGUCGGGAAACAUUGCCACCUUCGCUGCAUCUCUCUGCUGGGGAUGGAGGGCGGGGGCAUUGCUGAGUCUCAGAUCUCGGCCUCCUCCGUGCACUACGCCAUGCUGGGUCUGCAGCGCUGGGGCCCCGAGCUGGCGCGCCUCAACAACCAGGGCAUCGUCAACGCCUGGACCGCCGCGACAUAUGACAAGAACCCCUGGAUAGAGGUGAACCUGCAGAGGAAAGUGCGUCUGACGGGGAUCGUCACGCAGGGCGCCAGCCGCCUGGGCACCGCCGAGUACAUCAAGGCCUUCAAGGUGGCGCACAGCUUCAACGGCAGUGCCUACACGGUGUUCAGGGCCGAGGGUCAAAGGAAGGAAAAGGUUUUCGUGGGGAACGUGGAUAACACCGGCACCAAGACCAACCCGUUUGACCCGCCCAUCGUGGCGCAGUACAUCCGAAUCAUCCCCAUGGUGUGCCGCAAGGCCUGCACGCUGCGCAUGGAGCUGGUGGGCUGCGAGCUCAACGUGUAUUUAAACACGGCAGGUUGCUCUGAGCCCCUGGGCGUGAAGUCUCGUCUGAUCUCAGACAGGCAGCUCACCGCCUCCAGUAGCUUUAGCACCUGGGGCAUCGACGCCUUCACCUGGCAACCGCACUACGCUCGCCUGGACAAGCAGGGCAAGACCAACGCCUGGGCGCCUGCCACAAACAGCCGAACAGAAUGGCUGCAGGUGGACAUGCAGACACCUAAACGGCUGACAGGAAUCAUCACUCAGGGAGCCAAAGACUUUGGAGUGGUGCAGUUUGUCUCCGCCUUCAAGGUGGCGUACAGUGAUAACGGCAAGUCCUGGAGCGUAGUUAAGGAUGAGAAGACCAGGACAGACAAGAUUUUCGAAGGCAACAGUGACAACAACGUACACAAAAGGAACAUGUUUGAGGCCCCCUUCUACGCACGUUUUGUGCGUGUAAUCCCUUGGGAGUGGCAUGAGCGCAUCACUCUUCGUAUAGAGCUCCUGGGCUGUGAGGACUAGAGACCUGCCCCUGCCCCUGCACCACCCCCCCCCCGCCCCCACCCCCACACUGUUCCCAUGCCUCACCACAGCCCACCUGCUGCCUCAGCUGCACUCUGGCAUCACACCUACAGGAGGCAAAGGCACUUCUCACAACACCCUGCGAGGUUGUUACCUGAUAACAUGCCUUAUAUGGGCUCAAACACAUUCUCAGUCUCUCACAAAGCAGAUUCCAACACCUUAAACCUGUAAUCCCAUGCUAAGGAACUAGCACACUGUGCUACUGUCACCACUUAAAUGACCUGAUUCCGACGUACGCAUCAUAUCCUUUAUGAACAUCCUUCCCCCUGCUUUUUGGUACAUAUUUCAUGUGAUUUUCCUGCGUACUACAGGGCAAAUUGUUUCGUUUGUUAUUUAGAUUUUCUAUGCCGAAUUCAAAAUGGAUAGGGCCUAAUGCUUUACUUGGUCAUGAAGCUGUAUCAUUUGUAUAUCCAAAGAUGGGGGGUAAAUGACUCAAACAAUAUUUUUACUCAGGUUCUGACAAAUGUGUUGAACUCCUGCUGCUUUUUGUUACAGUUACAGUGAGAACAGCUGUAUAGUUUGAGCAGAUCAAACUAGUUUUUAAAAAAUCUCCUGUCAGAAACGUUCCUAUUAUUAUUUAAUGGUUACUUUUGCUCUAGUUUCUUCGAAGGUAAUAUUUUGGUUUCUUCAAACAUACCUGCAUCAGGGAGGGGUAAUCUUUUGGGGUUGUUAUUUGUUUUCAAAGCAUGAUGAAGGAGAAUACUUUGUUUUUUUCUUGCCCCUACAUUUUAAUGCUUACCUGCAUUUGUGGACCUGUCUCAUGCUGCUGUGUUCUCUGCCAGUUUUGGCGAGGUCAGACUGUGCGCUGGACCUGAGCUGCACAGUCAUCACAUCCGAAAAAUAAACUUAACGCACAGCUGGUACACAGACUGCCGGUGCUCAGUCAUAUCACAGGAGAUUCUGCCACAUAAUGAGACGAGGACAAUCUCUCCAACUCUCCCUCUAUGGUUACUCUCCCUCUAUGGUAACUCGCCCUUUGUGGUAACUCUUCCUCUAUGCUAUCUCUCCCUCUAUGGUAACUCUCCCUCUAUGGGCGAUGCUAUGGCCAGUUAUGCACAGAUCUGCCCACAGGUGCCAGUGGCACUGUCAGGAUUAAUUUCCAGACUGUGAGGUGGAUCCUUGCAGCCAGUGCAUUAGUUGGAUUACUCACCCAGCAGCCUCCAUUUCUUUUUUUUCAGGUAACUUUUGAGCAGGAGAGCACUGAGAAUAUCCAUCUCACGGUCCCUGUCCCUCCUCAGGGAUGGACCUGACUGUAGAAACAGGGCAAAAAGAAAAUAAAGUGAGAAAUUAUUUCUGUGGUGGUAUUGAAUCUCUCAUGAGUCUAAAAAUCAUCUCCAGGACUAUGAAAUGACUGUGAAAUAUACUUUGGAUUUAAGCAAGUAAGUUCUGGUAAUGCUCACCAGAAGAAAAUAUAUGGGCUGAUUUGCACAGUAGGAUUGAAGGCAGAUUAACAGUGUGAAACUGUAAAACAUGUACAGUCAAGAUGUUGUGAUGUUAUGAUUGAAGUAGUAGACAUCGGUAGUGUUCGGAAGUUGACAGUCCUGUUAGAGAGCUCAAAGUUCUCCUCAGCAACAGUACUGCAGCCCACACCCCUCAAACUGACCGGGAUUUUCAUUAUUUAUUUUCAAAUAAACUAUGUACUUUUGUUAUAUUAGUGAAUAGUUACAUAUAGCAAUACAUGAUUUGUUUUCUUGUUUUUGAAAUGGAAUUGUUGUUUUUCCCCUUUUUACUGACGAUAUAAAUAAACCCAUUACAUUAUAUUGAA
This is a messenger RNA of Anguilla rostrata (American eel), 3397 nucleotides long. Its product is annotated as lactadherin-like. The transcript is spliced from 10 exons. The coding region runs from base 136 to 1572 and encodes 478 amino acids. Gene Ontology annotation, cellular component: plasma membrane. Gene Ontology annotation, molecular function: calcium ion binding; signaling receptor activity. The record is from RefSeq and is a predicted model, not a curated record. NCBI's taxonomy places the organism in Eukaryota, Metazoa, Chordata, Actinopteri, Anguilliformes, Anguillidae.